Osmerus eperlanus (European smelt) is the source of this 1036-nucleotide messenger RNA. RefSeq lists its product as uncharacterized. The transcript is spliced from 4 exons. The record is from RefSeq and is a predicted model, not a curated record. Lineage: Eukaryota; Metazoa; Chordata; Actinopteri; Osmeriformes; Osmeridae. The coding region runs from base 98 to 1036 and encodes 312 amino acids.
GGACUGUGGCUGCUGCUCGGAGGAGGGGGAGACCAAGCUUCAGGCCAGGUUUGGUGGGUGGCCAGACCUGAAGAUAAGGCUGGACAUCUGGCAUUUUAUGCAGCGGCUGGCCGUGGGAUGCACCACCGAUGCCCAUGCCCUGUACCCCCUCUUUAUGAGCCGCCUGUCUGUGUGCCUCUUUGAGUGGGAUGCAGCGGACGUAGCCCUACUGCGCAGGGUGAAGAGGGAGCAGCUCAGAAGGGAGGGUGUGCCCCUCAUCACCAACGACAUGGUGGACAAGGCCAUCACCAAGGCUGAGCUGUCCCAGUUCUGCAGGCGGAGGACACGUGGAGUGGAAGCCACGGUCCUCCGCAUUGAGCAGCUGCUGCAGGAGCUGAUGGGGGAGAAGGGGAGAGACCUGCUGGGGGUUCCGCUGCUGGACCAGGCAAAGAUGGAGCACAUCUGGCGCACCCAGAAGAGGCACGUGAAGUGCAUCCAGGAUGUGCCAGGUGUACUCCUGUACACGGAGACAGGCAGUUCCACCAGGGAGGGGAUCCAGCUGACUACAUACAGGUGUGCAAGAGGCUCCACCUCCUUGGAGUCCUUCCACUGCCACCUGAACAGGUUUAUUCCAGGAACGAGUGCAAACCUGCUCAACUUCCAGCUGUACCUCCUGGAAGGCCUGAACAGGUGGAACCAAAACCGGGCAGCGGCCUCCAUCACCACCAAGCGCAUGGCGCUGUUGACGUACUCGGGGGACGUGCUGGAGUCCGUCAACAGCAACAGCCUGAAGGUUUUUGGAAGGAAGUAUGUCCCCUCCUUCAUCCCGCCUAGAAAGUACACCGGAGAGUUGCUUGGGGUGAACUACCUGCUUAGGCAGACAGGGCAGCCCUUGCAGGACAUGGACCCCGACUCUGAGGAGACAGACCAGCUGCUGGAGGACCACGCCACAGAGGAGGAACAGGCGGAUAAAGGACUUCCCCUCUUCCGCCCUGCCUUCUACCACCCUGCCUGUGGUCCCCACCCUGCCACUCACCUCCUCCACCCUGCCUUCUAA